AUGUCUACUGAGUUACAGAAACAAAUAAAUUCUCAGUUAAGAAACAAUGAGCUGGCGUUUUUAUCCCAAAGAGCUUUAAAGGUGAAUAGAAGCAAGAAGGAAAGGAUUUCUUUUCUUUUUGACACUAAAACAGAGUUUUAUGCAAGAAAGGGAGUUACAGCUGAAAAUAGAAUUCCAAUUUAUGAAGAUCUUGGCCGUUUAAGAUACCUUGGAGAACAAGGUCUUUCGGAAUUAGAAUCUCUAAAUCCGAGAAUUUCUCAUGAAGCUUUUAAUGAAUUUUUUGAGAAUACUGAUAUCUCUUCAAUUCAAAUGUUGACAGCACAAGAAGCUGGAGAAAGGCUGGAAAAAUUAAAAAGAUUUGUAGAUUUUUUGGUACCUUAUUUCUUAUUGGAUUCUACAAAGAUCUGUAUAGAGUAUUUAAUUCAAGCCUAUGAUAUCAAUGUUUUAUUAGGGGAAUAUCUUUUUUACUCUUUUCUACCAUAUCAUGAUAUGGCUGAAUUUUGUCAGUUAAUUAAAACUUUGGAUAUACCAGAAAGCAGUGAAAUUAAAGGGUUAGUUGAUUCAAUUAAGGCUACAGGUACUGUGAUCACUUCCAGAAGUCAUCUUUCAUCUAUUUUACUUAGAAAUUCAGUUCUUUUUAAGAAUAUUAUAGUUUUUUGGGAAAAAAGAUUGGAGAUUUUUCAUUUAACAAAAAAUAUAGCUUUAACAAACCUUAUAACUUGGUUAAUUAUUGAGAUUAUUGAAGAUUUAUCCAGAUCUAAAGAUUUAAAAAAUUUACAUGUAUUUCUUGAAAAUAUUAUUGAAAUUAUAAUAUUUGGUACCUGUUUAAAAGGAUCUCAAUAUGAAGAUUUAAGAUCUACAGGAUAUUGUAUUCUAUAUAAACUAGCAACUCCUCUUCUUAAUCUUUCAAAUGAAAUUCAAAUUAGAAUUAUUGAGGAACUUUUUAAAUCUAUUUCAAAAAAUCAUAUAAAUUCAUCAAAUUACCUUCCAGAAACUAUUAUAUUAAUGAAUCAUAUUUUGACUCAGCUUGGAACUUUAUCACAUCUUGAAUAUUUAGAUCAUGAAAUAUCUCAAUUUAUACUUGAAAAACAAAUUGUUUUUAUUAAUACCUUUAAACAAUUAUCAAAUUGGGAUGGUGAAUUUCUACAAAUCCUUACCUUAAUUACUAAAUCUAUUAUUAAUUUUGGGAUAAUCCAAGAUCAAAGAUUUUCUAAAUCAUGUAUUAAUUUUAUUGAAAGUAUUUUAAAUAUUUUAGGAGAUACAUCUUCUUUCUUAUUAAUGGAUGGAAGACAAUCUAAAAUGGUUAAAGUUAUUAUUCUAACCUUAAUAGAUUUAUAUUCUCAAGAUCAAAUCCAAAAUACAUAUUUUGUGGAUAUCAUUCAAAUUAUCCAUUCAAAUUAUCCUUCAGAGUUACUUUCUGCUCUCAAUUUCUCAUUGAGUGUAUCCUCAUCUCCAAACUCACAAUUAUUUGAACUUAAAGAAAAGGCUCAAAUGUUUUUGGAUAUUGUUCUCAAAGAAGAAGGCUCAGAUCUAAAAUCUAAAGAAGGACAAAAUUCUCGUAUGUUUUUAACUUUAUUAAAUAGUCAAGAUCCAUCUGUUUUAAAUUCUUGUUUGGAUAUGAUUACCAAUUUAAUCCAAAAAUCUUCAAAGAAUUUUAAAGAAAUGACUCAUUUUGAAAAAAGGAUAUUUGACUUAUCAUUGAAACAUUUUCUUGGUUCUUUUAAUAAUGAUAAUAACCAAAAUGACUUUAAUGAGAAAUCUGCUUUACAAAUUUUAAGGCAAACUCAAACAAUAAAAAUUUCUCAUCUUUUAGAUCUUGAAAAUUCCCCGUCUCAAGAUCAAGGUCAUUGUGAUCACCAAUACCAAUGGAGGAUUACUCUAAUUUUUAAGAGUUUUCUUAGAUAUUUUAGAUCUAAAAUUACAACUGGAUAUCCUACUCUUUUUGACUUUUUUUCAAAAGAAGUUUCAUUUGGUUUAAAUUUCAAAGAUAAAAAUGGUAACUUUGGUAUUGAAAAUAUGAUCAUGGAAUCUAUAUUUUCACAUAUAUUUGGUCAAGAUUUUGAGAAAAAGUUUAUGGAUUUAUUCACAAGUAUUUCUUUAAUUUUUGAGAAUGUUGACUCUGAAUUAAAAAAUAAAAUGAAUGAUUUGGAUCUAAUUCUUUUGGAAAACUCUGAUAUUCUUAUUUCUCUAUUCACAUUAAUUUCUCAUGAAGAUCUUUCUUUUUCUCAUGAUCUAAAAAAAAUUUCAUCUAGGUUAAUUUCCUUAAUAUAUAAUCAUGAUCAGAUUCAUGUCUACUUUAAACAAAUUUUUAUGAAACCAAAUCUAAAUUAUUUGGAACUUUCUUUAAUUUUAUUAUCUUUAAAAAAACUUAACUCAGAUCUUAAAUCCAGUUACCUAUUACCUAAUCUUUCUUUCUUAGAAUUUGGAAUAAAUUUAAAUAAUGAUCAACAAAUUAUUAAUUUAUUGGAAUCCUUAUAUUACAAAUUGUACUAUUAUAUUAACUCAUUAUUCAAAUCUAAGGAUGAUAAAAAAACAACAAACAAUUUGGUUGGUACUUAUGUUUUAACUAUUUUGAGAUCUAUUUUCCAUCUUGUUUCUUCUAGAGAAAAUAACAUAUUUGAUUCUAAAUUAUUGAACAUUACUUUGGUAGAUACUUUAGAUAUUGGAAUCCUUUCAAUAAAUCAUUUGGGGUUACCUAUAUUUCAAAUUCUUAAUAAUUGUUUUGACCCUGAUUAUAAAAUAAGAAAUAAAAAGAUCUCAAACUUGGUGACUAAUCUUUCAAGAAAUUUAUUUAAUAUUUUGUCCCAAAAUGACUUCUACUUUGAUAUCACAAAUUUUGAAUAUGAUUUAUAUAAUUCACCAUUUUAUGGAAAGAAUGUUUAUUCUGAGACAUUAAUAAGUCAUAGUUACUCUUUUCUUGAAAUAGUUAUUUCAAAAUUACCAAUUUCACAAGAUUCGAAAAAUAAUACUUUUUCUGUCUCAAACUUACUCAAGAUCUUAUAUAGUACUUUAUCUUAUGCAGUAAUACCAGCUUUCUUAGGUCAAAGAUCUAUGUCUAUAAAAAUGGCAUCUUUUAGACUUUGUAAAGCAAUUAAAGAUACAUUACAACUAGUUAAUAUAGAAAAAGUAUUUAAAGGUAUUAAUCUCAAAUUUUCAGAUAUUUUAUUAGAUUAUGAUCAUUCUAAUGAUACCGGUAUUCAAUUCAAUUAUCAAGAAAACAACUUAAGAUCAUGUUAUUUAAAUAAAUUAGGUCCAAAAAUUAAUAAUGUUUUGGAAAUUAUUGAUAUAUUAUUAAAUCAUCAAUCUGAAAUAAUUGUUGAAAAUAGAAAUCAGAAUUUAUUGGAAAUUAUUUUUAGAGACAAUAGAUCUAAUAAUGUAUCCGGUACCUUAUUAUUAUUAAAUUUGGUUAUGAUAUUUGAAUUAAUUUUUGAUCAAGAAAUUGAAGAUAUUAAGGUGAAUUUAAAUCUUUUGUCUAAUUACAUAAGAGAAAAUCUUAUUUAUGGAAAUAUUUAUUCUGAUUAUCAUGAAAUAUUAAUAGAAAUUGCUCAAAGUUUCUUAGUUAAAAGUGAUAUUGAUCAUAAAGAUAAACAUUCAAAUUCUACAGAAAUUAUUGGAUUAUCUUUUUUAAAGCAAGGCAUAGAAAAUUUACUUAAUUAUAUAGACAAUAAAGAAAAUAUUGAAACAAGAAACAAUUUAAUUUUGGGAUAUUUGAAUAAGAUUCAAAGAUUUGAGAAUGAUUUCCAAUAUUUAGAUUUGAUUAAGGAGAAUAAACUAGCUAGACAAACUUUCAUUGAGAUAUUAUUAAUAGUUUUAGAUGACAAGAUUACAAGAAAUUUAAGAAAUGAUGACAAAUUUGUUUCUUUUAUAGUUGGAAUUAUUUCCCAAAUUGUAUAUUAUUCUCCAGAAAAUAUUAAAAAGAUAUCUUUAUCUCAAUAUAUUAAAGAAAAAUCAUUGGAAAAAUUAGAUCUUUUAAUUAUUGGGUUAUUAAAAUAUUGUAUUUUAAAAGAUAAUUAUAAGGGAUUAAAUACUAAAAUUCAAUUAGAGACAGAUUUGGGUAUUGGAUUAAAUGAACAAAUAAUAUUAGAAUGGAUUUAUUGUGAUUUAAAUUUAGUUUCAUUAGAAAUUUUAAAUAUAAGAGAAAAAGAAUUGUCUCAAGAUCAAAAAAUAGAAUAUAACUUUAACAAAGAUUUGGUUAGCCAAACUUUAAGAUAUUUGGAAAUAAAUAGAAAUAGAUUAAAGAAUUUUAAUGAAGAAAUGGAUAUUGAUAUUUUAAUUAAGAUUGAGUUUUACUUAAUUAGAAUAUUAGAAUUUGGAAUUAAAUUUAGAAGUACUCAAUUUAAGGAUUUAGAGAAUAUUUUGGAUUACUUUGAGAUUAAAGAAAAAAGUAAUGACAAAAAUGUGAUAUCAAAGUUUAUGUUAAAUCCUAUGAUAGUAUCUUCAAUCACAAGUAUGUUUUCAAAUAUUCAAAUAAAACCUAAGAAUAAGGAUACAACAGAUCAUUCUAAAUCAUACUUUAAAAUCUGUAAGGUAUUAUUUUCUAUAUAUAUGAAUUUGGUAAAAAAUACAAAAGGAGGUAUCGAUAAGAAAAAUUUUGCAGUAAAGUCAACAUUUUAUUCUCUUAGUCUAUUUAUUGAUUAUAGUUUACAAAAUUCUAUAUAUUUUGAUCAUUAUAGUAAAGAAAGGAUCAAGGGUAUCUUAUUCAAAAUCUUAAUAAGUGAACAAAUUAAGGAAAUUGUUGAAACAAAUAGGUUUAAUCAAAUAAAUGAGUUACUUUGUUUUAUGGAAAAAUUACAUAAUGAAGUAAUUUAUAAAGAAAAAAAACAAAGAUUUAAAAAGAGUCAAGGAAUAUUCAUGAUUAUUAAAUAUUAUUUAAGUAUGAAACAAAAUUCUGAAUAUACUGAUCUUGAUAUAUUAAUUAAACAUCUUUUAAAGAAUAAGCUGUUUGAUACAAGAAUUAAUGUAUAUAGGGAUUUACUUGUUAAUGUUGAAAAUGAAAUGGAGAUCUUAAUGAAAUUUGAAGAUCAUGAUCAAAAUGAUCAUGGAUUUGAGACCAAAAAAGUCAUUUUAGAGAAUCUUAUAUUAAUGACAAAAACUAUUAUUUAUUUCUUGAAUAAAACUUUAUUAAAUACUGAAAUAAAAUCAAAUGAAAUUCAAGAUUUACUUGAAUUAUUUGACCGUUUGAUUUUAAUUAAAACUUUAAUGAAUAAAAGAAUUCUUAAAAAAUUGGGUACCGUUUUAAAAGGUAACGAGACAGAUCUUGAAAUUAAUGAAAAACUCAAAUCAAGGAUUGAUAAAUUAGAAAAGGAAUAUUUAUUAACUUCAUUUGAAUUAGAUAGAAAUGGAGACAAUGUAAUAGAUAAUAAUAAUACUGAUGAUUAUUAUAUUAAUGAUAAUAAGGGUAUCCAAAAAGAGAUUGAUCAAUUAAUUCAAAGUAUAAUAGAGGAUGAUAAUAUGAAGAAAUAUUUGAUAGUUAAUUGGGAUUUAUCCAAAGAUCCAAGUUUUCAAGUUAUUAAAAGUUUAAGAAGAAGGUUUUAUAAUAUAUUAUUGAAUAAUAAAAUGGAUUGUUUGGGUAUUAUUUUAAAAGAAUGUUUGGAUAAGAAUAUUAAAGUUUCUGAUUUAGGAUCUUAUUCAAUUAAUAAGCAUGAUAAAAAAAGUCCCAUAAUUUUUAAUACAAUAGAAUACUUUUUAGAUAUAAUUGUUUCUAAUAAAGAUCCAAAAUAUUUAAUCAAUUAUAAAAUGAAAGAAAAAGAUCUUGAAAUGUUAGAUGAAAGAAUGGAAACGGGAUCAGAUUCUGAUAUUGGAUCUAAAUAUGGAUCUGAGUUUGAAAAUGAAAAGGAAGAUUUGAAAUCUAAAUUGAAGCUUUGGAUAAAGAAUUGGUAUAUUAUAGAUUUAAUUUUAAAAGUUUUUGUAUUACAAGGAGAAGAAAAAUAUCAAGAUAAAUUCAGUAAAUUAAUAUUUUCGAGAAUAAUUCAUUUCUAUAAGAAUCAUGAAAAUAUUCAGGAUGGAUAUGGAUUAAUAUUUAAGAUCCCAUUAAUUCAAAAUUUCUUAUUAGAAAAGAUCUUAACAUUAGAAAAGAUAGAGGCUGUUUCUAUUUUAGGUGAAAUCCAGACAAUUCUUGAAGAUACAAUACGAACUAUUAAAUUUUUAAAUAAUAAUGCAAAUAUGAAUAAUAUUAAUAUAAUAGAAAAAGAUAUUUUAAAUGAUAGAAAAGUAAAAUCUAUAUUAAUUUCUAUGAUAACUUCAAGUUAUAGAGGCCUUGAUAAGAAUCAAAAUGAGGAUUCUGUGACACAAAAAGCUUUAUUACUACCUUAUUUGGCUUUAUUAAGUACUUUAUUAAAUUCAAAUUUAGGUUCAGUGAUGAUGAAUGCUGAAAUUAGAAAAGAAAUCUUGGUAAAUGUAUUAUUACAUGAUCAGAUGGUAUCAUAUUAUGAUCUUUCUGAACUAACUAAUCUUUUAAAGAGUGAAAGAUCAAAAAAGCUUAAAUUUAAUUCAAAAAGAGAAAAGAAUAAAGAAGACAAAUCUUUUGAGUAUCUUGAGGAUUUAUCUAUAAGUAAGCAAAAAAAUGACAAUAAUACCUUUAAAUUGAGAUUCUAUUUGGGAGAAUUAGACAAGAAGAUAAGAUCUUCAUCUCAGAUGAUAGGAUACACCUUUGAAAGUUAUAUAAUAAGAAUUCUUAUAAUUUACUGUAGCUUAACAAGUUCACCAACAUCUCAUUCUUAUGAUGAGGAUUUUAUUGGAGGAUAUAGUCAAAUACUUAAAGAAAUUUCAUCAGAAUUAUUUUCAAAAUUGAAUUUUAAUGAGAAUAUAGGUACCAGUAAUAUAUUAAUUGGACAAGAAAUUGAUAUAUAUUAUUCUAAAUUGGCUAUUUUGGUUUUGAUUGUUUCAUUUUCCAUUAAUUUCAUCGAUGCUGAUAAGCUAUUAACAGAAAAGUCAUUUAUUGAAAGAUUUUCUCAAUUUUAUCUUUUACUUGUGAAUUUACUAAUCAUCAAUUUCUCAAAGUUACAUUCAAUUAAGGAGACAGAUCUAAAAAUAGUUGAAAAUAAUUCUCAAGAUUCUGAAAUUAGAAAUAAUCAAGAAAAGUUAUCUGGUAGAAAAAGAACUGAAGAAGAGAAAGAUAAUAAUGAUAAGUAUUAUAUAAAGAAUGAAAAAGGUGGAAAAGAGUCUCUUUAUUGUUUUAUUUCAAGUAUUUUUGGGAAAGAUGUAUUAUUAUCUCAUGCUUUUGUAAAUCCAAACUGGUUUGGUUUGGAUGUUAAAGAUCUUAAAAAACUAUCAAAUUCAUUAUUGAAUAAUUCUAACUCAAAUAUUAAGAUCUGGAGAUUAGAAUCAAGUAUUUCUACUUUACUAUCAGUAUUUGUUUUAAAACUAAAUGCAAAGAAACUUAGAGAGUUAAUCUUAUUAAUAAAGAGACUUAUUCAUAGAAAUGGAGAAAGCUUCCUUUCCAAGGUAAGCUCAAUGACAAAGAAAUCUGGAGAUUCAAAGACAGGAAAUAAUUCUGAUAAACAAGCAAUUAGGGAUCUUUAUGGAGAGAUUUCUGCUUCAGAAAGUUCAAAUUUAGUCAAAGAUAUAUACUCUUGCAGAAUUUGGAUUUUAAUUUUACUAGCAGUAUUUGAAUCAACAGGAGAAUAUGGUGUAUUCUGCCUCAUAGAUGACAUAGCAUUGGAUGUCAAGUCAAUAUGUGAUUUGACUCAAAUGAAUGCUUUAACGUGUGUUCAGAAUAUUACGAUUUCACAAUACAGAAAUAUCCAGAGUCCAAGUAAAAGAUCUCCAAGUCAUCAACAGAUUGCUAAUUUAAGUCAUUUAGAUAAUGACUUUGGUUGGUAUUGGUACCAUUUAGGUAUAUAUAAUUUAAUCUUAAUAAAAAUGAUUUACUUUUAUUUAUCAGGACAAAAGGAAGAAUCAAAGGAUGUACCAAGCUCAAUAGAGGAUUAUUUGGUGAAUCCAAUAAUCACAAAUUUGGAUAUGUUUGCUUUAUUUGAUCCAAAUUCUACCAGAAGUUUAUCUGGGUGUGGGAAACAAUGGGAUCUUAUUCUUGGAGAUAUUUGGAUUCAUUCUAUUAGAUGCUUUAGAAAUAAUGAUUUAAUUUUAGCUGGAAUAAUCAGAUUAUUGAUAAAUAAAUUAAGGAAUGGAAACGAGCAAGUGAGAAUGUUUUCAGCAGAGAUCCUGCUUAAGAUUUGGAAAGAUGAAAUUUGUUCCAUUUCUAUUUUGUCUCAUUUAUCUGACAUUCUUCCAACUAUUAAAGAACUUUUGAGCGACCAUUCUGAGGAAAUGAUUAACAUUGCUAAGUCAAUAAUCAAAAAUAUUGAGGAAAGAACAGGAGAGGAUAUUUCCAAACAGCUUUAUUAA
Cryptosporidium ubiquitum is the source of this 8343-nucleotide messenger RNA. RefSeq lists its product as uncharacterized. The coding region runs from base 1 to 8343 and encodes 2780 amino acids. Gene Ontology annotation, biological process: positive regulation of transcription by RNA polymerase I; maturation of SSU-rRNA from tricistronic rRNA transcript (SSU-rRNA, 5.8S rRNA, LSU-rRNA). Lineage: Eukaryota; Apicomplexa; Conoidasida; Eucoccidiorida; Cryptosporidiidae. The record is from RefSeq and is a predicted model, not a curated record. The transcript has a single exon. Gene Ontology annotation, molecular function: snoRNA binding. Gene Ontology annotation, cellular component: t-UTP complex; small-subunit processome; 90S preribosome.